This is a messenger RNA of Scheffersomyces amazonensis, 2464 nucleotides long. RefSeq lists its product as uncharacterized. Bases 185 to 2431 code for a protein of 748 amino acids. Lineage: Eukaryota; Fungi; Ascomycota; Pichiomycetes; Serinales; Debaryomycetaceae. The record is from RefSeq and is a predicted model, not a curated record. The transcript is spliced from 2 exons.
GUCAUUUCAUAUUAAUUCACCGCAGCAACCAUUUCCAUCUUAGGAAGUAAAAAUUUUCCCCUCGCUAAAUCGGAGAAGUUGCAAAUUAUGAUUAUGAUCUAACCCUAAAUUUGCAAUUGCUUAUGAGACCAGUGGUAACACUUUGACUAAGACUAAAUUAAUCAUAGUUUGUGAUUGGAGUAAGAUGCUAUGGAUUAUUGCCUUGUGUAAUAUAGUAGUUAACUAUACCAGACUGGUUUUGAAAUAUGCCGCCCAGCCAUUAUCUUUGCUCCGAUCCAUCGAUCCACCACCGUCUCCACCACCGUCUCCACCACCACUUGUUAAUCAUCUUCAACCAACAGUACCAAUCAGCCUAACUAUGGAUAUAGAAACAUUUGAUGAAGUGGAUCCUUUUAAUUUUAUAACAGAAGAAUGCUUUAGUGAUCUUAGUGCAGUACCGGUUAUACCUUGGGAGAGGAAAUAUUUGGAACAGUUAAUGGACGAUACUUUCAAUACAAAUGAUGAAGAUUUAAGAAACUUAAUUAUAAUUGUGAUUAUUUCUUUGAUUGUUAUUGUAGUAGCAUUUAUCUAUACACAAGGAGAGCAGAGCUAUAGAAGGGAAGAUAGGGUUGAGGUGAUACCAGAGAAGCUUGAAGAAGAGGAGGAAGAAAAGAAAGAAAAACAGGAAGAAGAGGAAGAAGGAGAGAACAAUGAAGAGGCUUCUAUCAAUGGAAAGAACGGCGUAGAUUCUGAUCCUAGUUUAAAUCAAUCUCUCCUCUCAACUGGUCAAGAUAAUCCAUUCUACCCGAUAGGUCAUCCAAAUCACUCAACGAGCCAAUAUUUAGAAACAAAACUAUCACCAUCAACCUCAGUAUCACAUUUAAUGAAUAAUUUCUUACCAGGACCACUACCCAGAGUAUAUCCAGCGAAUUUGAUAAUGCCAGACAAAUCCAAUAUUAACUUUGCUGAUGAUUUAAAGAUAGAUAUAAAUCAUUACCCUGUUCUCAAUAGUAGACAUUCUGAAAACUUAUCAAUAAAAGAUAUCCCACAAAGUAAGAUAGACAUUCUAAAACCUCCUAUGAUUCUUAAAAGUGCUGUUGGCAAUGUCGAACAAAUUUGUAAUAGUUCACAUUCAUUUGGUAGAUUACAACUAACAGCCUAUGCAUUACCGGAAACUCAAAUAAGUCAAGUUAAUGUUAUAAGCAGAGUAUCAUUAAGUGCUGGAUCCGAUCAUUCAGUUGAGUUUAUUAACCAAUCAGAUGUAGAUUUAAUAGUUGAAGAUUAUAAUGAAUAUGAUGAGAGUUUCAGUGAAGUUAAAGAUGGAAUUUAUGAAAAGUUUACAAGUCUGAGAGGCUCAUCUACCAGUACUAAGAUAUCAGAGUCGAAGAAGUUUGUUCUUAAUUCUGACCUAUUAGAAUUAUUAAAGAACAAUGAUGGUAACUUUAAGGAUAAUUUUGAUGAUUUUUUCAAUACUAUAGAAGAUUAUCAAUCAAUAAGUCUUAAUCUUGAUAUUGAAAAGACAUUGUUAGGUUCUGAAAUGAUUACGGCUGAAUCCAUUGAACGUAAGUUCCAUGACUUAUUCAUACUAAUAAAUAUUCCUACAAAAAAUCAACUCAAUCAAAUAAAAUUCAUUGGAAAAUUACGAUAUUUUAUUACUAUGAAAUAUGAAGGAUCAGAUGAUGAUAUUUUGAAUAUCAUUAAGGUUUAUCAAGAAUUUAUGAAUACUAGUUUUGACAGAUUUGUUGAAGUGUUAGCAGAGUUUAAAAACUCUGAAGAUUCGAGAGUAUCUCAACAUUUAAUUUUGCUUAUCAGAGAUUUUAUAAAAUUUAAUGAUUCUUCAAAUGCCAAAGUAGGAGCUAAUAGCUUUUCAAAAUGCCUAAGCCUAUUGUUUGAGAUUUUAGAAUUGAAUACUUCUUUAAAAGAAGUCAUAUGUAGCUCAUUACUAUCAAUAAUCACAUCGUUGGAUUUGAAGACCUUCAAAACCCGUUUUCUAACUUUAUUUGAGGAUUUAUUUUCCACUAAUAAGAUAUCUUUCAAGCAACAAAUUUUAUCAUUAGAAGGUGUUAUUUAUUAUUUAUGCAUUAAUAGAAUAGUUAUUGUUGAAGAAUUCAAUAAUACUCCAGCAUAUGAAAGCAAACUUGAUUGUUGUGGCUAUAAAAUCAUUGAGAGUGUUCACAAAUGUAUUAAAAGCAUUUGUCAUUUAUCUACAGCAAAUGAAAAACAACCAGUAAAUAUCAGUAGUCAAGUUCAAUCAAGCUUGUAUGGGUUUGCUUAUGAAUUAGUAGACCUAUAUUUGGUAAUUCUUGAAGUAUUCUUGAAGUCAUCUAAAGUUCCUUCUUCAACACAGGCAGAAUUAUUAACGAUUUAUAUUAACGAAAUUUAUGAAGAUACGAAAGUAAUGGUUUCCUUUGAUUCAAGAACCUUACAGCCUCCUAAACUUAACAUUAAUUAAUGGGUGCAAAUAAAUAAAUAUAAAUAAAUAUAU